UGCACAGAUCCGGCUGGCUGGCAUGGAAACGAGGGAUGUGUGGGGAAGGGGGGAUGAAAGGGAAAGUUAGUGAACACAAAGAGGAAUCAAAGACAGGGAGAGCAGCAACUUGAGAACAGAAGGCAAGCUUCAUCCUCUGUGAUCUACCGCCCAGGACACAUUUCACUUGCGGCUUGUUGGAAGGAUUUAAAGAGGAUGCCGGUGAUCACAGCUCAGCCACCACCCUUCGGCAGGCUGCAGAGGGAGAAGCACAUCGAACAGCUCUUCUUGUCCUUACGCCGGGGGGGGAGGAGGGGGUCCCAGGAGCCACAGAACAGUCUGGGAGAAGAAGCAGGACAGGGGGACUCUGGGACACUGGAGCCGGAGGCACAGUCCAGCAUCCCCAGAGUCCUCAAGCCAGCGGGCGCCACAGAGAGCAGCGAGCAGAGCCUGGCUCUCCUAGUGGACGAGGAGCAGCUGUGCAUCACAGCCAGGCCGGGGCUCCAAGGACUGGCCUGUGAGCCCGGGAGGACCUACAGCAUCACCACAGCUUCUGGGAACCAGCUCUAUGUGGUAGUCGAAGACACAUCAUGCCUGUGUCUGCUCUCCUGUGGUCCCGCUCGCUCCUGCUCGCUCCGUGGGUACAACAGAGAGAUGCAGGAGGUCUUCCUGUUCGAGAGGCCCCUGAGGGCUGAUGCGUGCUGUCUGGGCUGCUGCUUGAUGGAAAUGCAAGCGUUCACACCUGACCACCAGCUCAUCGGGACUGUGCGUCAGAAGUGGAGCAUGUUUACCCCCCUCAUGGAGCUCAGUGACUCGGAUGGGACGUCCUAUAUCAGGAUUCAGGGCCGCUGCUGCCCCUGUCGCUGCUACUCCACCCAGGAGUUCCAGGUGGUGUCCAAGAUUGGAGACAAAUUGGGAAAAAUUUGGAAAAAAUGGCCUGGCUUCAAUGAAGACUACAACAUGGACCACGAAUACUUCGGUCUGGAUGUCCCAUCUGAAAUGAGCCUGAAAACCAAAGUGCUGUUACUGGCUGCUGCAUUCCUACUGAACUACAUGUUUUUUGAGAUGAGCUAAACAUUCUGGAAGAGUACAGAGAGAGCUGCCUUGACCAAUGGGAGCACAGAGAGAUCA
Polyodon spathula (Mississippi paddlefish) is the source of this 1110-nucleotide messenger RNA. RefSeq names its product phospholipid scramblase family member 5. Gene Ontology annotation, molecular function: phospholipid scramblase activity. Gene Ontology annotation, cellular component: plasma membrane. NCBI's taxonomy places the organism in Eukaryota, Metazoa, Chordata, Actinopteri, Acipenseriformes, Polyodontidae. Gene Ontology annotation, biological process: plasma membrane phospholipid scrambling. The record is from RefSeq and is a predicted model, not a curated record. The transcript has 8 exons. Bases 196 to 1053 code for a protein of 285 amino acids.